Gavialis gangeticus (Gharial) is the source of this 4561-nucleotide messenger RNA. RefSeq names its product protein phosphatase 6 regulatory subunit 2 (gene PPP6R2). Gene Ontology annotation, molecular function: protein phosphatase regulator activity; protein phosphatase binding. The transcript has 24 exons. NCBI's taxonomy places the organism in Eukaryota, Metazoa, Chordata, Crocodylia, Gavialidae. The record is from RefSeq and is a predicted model, not a curated record. Gene Ontology annotation, cellular component: nucleus; cytosol. The coding region runs from base 149 to 2974 and encodes 941 amino acids.
UAGGAGGUUGGAGAGAUACUUCACACUGAAUGAAAAUAUUUUCUAAAGCUGAGUGCGCUCCAGGAACCGUCACCCAAAUGUUUCUCUGCCCGUGGAGGUUUCAUAUUUGAAAGAAUAUUUCUACGAAAGGUAGGUGUGUCUCAUCAUCAUGUUCUGGAAGUUUGAUUUGAACACAACAUCGCAUGUGGACAAGCUGCUGGAUAAGGAGGAUGUGACACUGCAUGAGUUGAUGGACGAAGAUGACAUCCUACAGGAGUGCAAGGCGCAGAACCGUAAACUUCUGGACUUCAUCUGCCAGCAGCAGUGCAUGGAGGACCUGGUCAACCUCAUCACCCAUGAGCCCCCCAUGGACAUGGAGGAGAAGGUCCGCUUCAAAUACCCAAACACCGCCUGUGAACUGCUGACCUCUGAUGUGCCACAGAUCAAUGACAAGCUAGGAGGGGAUGAAACCUUGUUGAAUAUCCUUUAUGACUUCCUGGAUCAUGAGCCACCUUUGAACCCUUUGCUUGCCAGUUUCUUCAGCAAGACCAUUGGGAAUCUCAUUGCAAGAAAAACUGAACAGGUGAUCACAUUUUUGAGGAAAAAAGAUAAAUUCAUUAGCCUGGUGCUAAAGCACAUUGAUACGUCUGCAAUGAUGGAUCUGCUGCUUCGUCUGAUCAGCUGUGUGGAGCCAGCACCUCUACGGCAGGAAGUAUUAAAUUGGCUUAAUGAAGCAAAAGUAAUUCAAAGACUUGUGGAGCUGAUCCAUUCAAGCCAGGAUGAGGAUAGGCAAUCAAAUGCUUCCCAGACCUUGUGUGAUAUCAUAAGAUUGAGCAGAGACCAGAGCAACCAGCUACAGGACAUACCUGAGCCUGACCCACUUCUCACAGCACUGGAAUCGCAGGAAUGCGUGGAGCAGCUCUUGAAGAACAUGUUUGAUGGAGACCAGGCUGAAAACUGUAUAGUGAAUGGAACUCAGAUUUUAUUAACGUUACUGGAGACAAGGCGCUCUGGGGUAGAAGGAUUGAUGGACUCGUUCUCUCAGGGAUUUGAAAGGUCUUACACUGUCAAUAGCAGCGUUUUACAUGGUAUUGAACCACGGCUAAAGGAUUUCCACCAGCUUCUCCUCAAUCCCCCCAAGAAAACAUCAAUCCUAACUACUAUUGGUGUCUUGGAGGAGCCACUGGGGAAUGCUCGCCUUCAUGGAGCUCGACUGAUAGCUGCUCUGCUCCACACAAACACUCCCAGUAUUAAUCGGGAACUAUGCAGGCUCAAUACCAUGGACUUAUUACUUGACUUAUUUUUUGCAUACACGUGGAAUAACUUUUUGCAUUUCCAAGUGGAACUGUGCAUAGGAGCGAUCCUCUCGCACUCUGUGCACGAAGGGAAAACAACGAAUGACCAGGAAAAUAAAGAAGAGGUACUGAGUGGGAAUGUGACCACAGAAAACUCAGACACUCCAGACAACAGGCCAGAAAAUAUCAUGGUGACGCAUCUGUUCCAGAAGUGCUGCUUGGUGCAGAGGAUACUGGAUGCUUGGGAAACCAAUGAUAAAAUACAGGCAGAAGGUGGCAUGAGGCGAGGGAAUAUGGGCCAUCUGACCCGAAUAGCCAACGCUGUGGUACAGAACGUGGAGAAAGGCCCCAUGCAGACUCAGAUCAGUGAAUUCAUUAAAGAGCUACCUGAGGAUUGCAGAGGGAGGUGGGAGAGUUUUGUAGAAGAGACUCUGACCGAGACGAACCGGCGGAAUACAGUGGAUUUGGUGAGCACUCACCAUUUGCACUCUUCCAGCGAGGAUGAAGACAUUGAGAGCGCUUUCCCCAAUGAACUCUCCCUCCAGCAGGCAUUCUCAGAGUAUCAGUUCCAGCAGAUGACAGCCAACUUUGUGGAUCAGUUUGGCUUCAAUGAUGAAGAGUUUGCAGACCAGGAUGACAACAUCAAUGCGCCUUUUGACAGGAUUGCGGAGAUAAACUUCAACAUAGAUGCAGAUGAUGACAGUCCCAAUGCUUCCCUUUUUGAAGCCUGCUGCAAUGAACGGAUUCAACAAUUUGAUGAUAAUGAGGAGGAGGAAGAUAUCUGGGAGGAGAAGGAAAUAAGCUAUGCAACCCAAGUGAAAUCGAGAACACGGUUUGGAGUCUCUCAGACCUCAGAGAGUUCUUCAAAAAGUGAUCUAGAGAAUGGGGACCACGAUGGCAGUGUGGACUCGGAAGAGGAGGAGGAAGCAGAAGAACAAACCUCACCUCCUACAGUGAACGCCAACAAAAGUAAUGCUUCUGAGCAGAAGAGCACAGACUCCUCUGAAGGCUCAGGAUGGACAGCCGUGUUCGAGCCAGUGAAUUCAAAACCCCCAGCACCUUGCGUGGCCAUGGAUGUUGGAUCAAGCGUGUGGGAUUCAGCAGCACCAGAGACCACCACUCCUGAGGAGAAAGGAUGGGCAAAGUUUACAGACUUUCAACCUUUUUGUUGCUCAGAAUCAGGUCCACGAUGUAGUUCUCCUGUGGACACAGAAAGCAGCGACUCAGAGGGAAACCCCAAGCAAAGUCAGGACAAGACCUUUAGCACUACGUCACCCUGUGUUUGGAACGUCUGUGUGACAAGGAAGGCACCUCUCGUGGCCUCGGACAGCAGCUCCUCUGGAGGCUCCGACAGCGAGGAGGAUGAGGACAAGACUGACAUCGUUACCGAAACCAUCAGUACGGGGUCAGGCCAGGAAACCAUCAAACUGACCAUGGAUGCUAAGAAUGAGAAAGCUGUGUUCACCAGAAUAUUUAGACCUGCAGUCAGAGGUGAUGCAGACUGCAUGGUGAUCGACAAGCUGACCAUCACUGAUAUGGCAACGACAAAGGUCUCCAAGCCACUGAACAGCACGGCCCAGCAUUCGGAGGAGCACCAGAACGCUGCAGCUGUUGGUACGGUUGCUACGGAAGCCACAGCAAAAGACAGGAAGGAAGAGGUCUUACCGUGUGCCGAAGCCACAUUAAAUGGCCCCGCUUGAUGAAGCGAAUGCAAUGGGACAUGUGUGAUCCAGGCCAGGCUGCUACCUGGUGAUGCAAUUUGUCAGUUUUUUUCAUUUUAAUUUUAUUUUUUAAUAAAUGCUGCAUUGAUGAGAGAGCUGGCAUUCAGGACCAGACGCGAUUCCAACACCAACAACCUGUUCUGAAAGACACUUGCAUUGUCUAAAUGUAGCAUGGAUCAGUUAGUCAUCAGAGUGACUGGGUCCUACCCAAGCAAGCCUUCUGCCUGGUUUCAGUUCCUUGUCCCCCUUCCUCUUCUCCCCUGGUUUUUUUGUUUUCUCUCUGGGGUUCAGUCCUGUUUCCUUAGUGUUAUUGCACACAGUAUUCAGCUUCUCUUCAGAAAGGUAGCAGGUCUAACGCUGGGGCUUGGACAGUGCACAAAAAGUCCUGCAGUCGUCUGACCAAAGUUCCUGAUGGAGCUGCCUCGGGCAGCAUUUGCACCGCUUUUGUAUAGCAAUAAAGCCUUAUCAGAAACAUUUCAUAGGAGGAAAAGAUACAAACACUUCAAACGGGAUGUGGCAGGGAGGGAUAUUUUUUUUCUGUGGGGUGGGAGGGAAGACAUCAACAUGGUCCCAAGCCAGAGGCCAGAUAGCAAAGUUAGCGUAACACUGAACCAUCUUGAGACAUGGGAGAUCUCUGCGUUCCAGUGAAUGGCACCGUGCUCUGAUCUCUGGCGACGUGACAGUUCACUGCAGGAUCUUGGACCAUUUUAGCAGCUGGUCACUUCCGUCCGAGCCAUCCAAGCUCAACCCUCUGGAUGUCAUCCUACGUUGGGCUGGGAAGCGUGCAAAGGAGGUAGCGUGUCAUGCUCGUCGGCUGAGAGGACAGCGACCCACGGGACGGCUGCCAUGCAGGGAGAGGAGCAGACGUGGCCCAACCAGGUGAUGAGGUGCUUGCUGGCUUUUUGGAAACUAAUGUGUUUUCAGAUUCAUAUGGAGAUCUUUUUUGGUUUUCUGUUCUGUUUUUAAAAGUUUUUAAUGGAUGCAGGAACAGCAACACUUUUGCACUUUGUACCUAGCGACAGCAUUGGAGAGGGAAGCGACCCCAUCACGGGACUCUUGCUGUUACUCUCCAUGUAGUCAAGUCGCAGAGAGGGCUGGGGGGCACGCUGCUCCCAGGCUAGUGGAUAGAGCAGGGUGGGGGACAGGACUACACCUCAAAUGACCUGGGAGCAGGGUCAGUUCAGGAUGGGUAUUUGACCCUGGAACAGAGGAUCCUCUGCAUAAGCAUGUAGGACCUUCUCCAGCAUAAAGACUGUACCAGUGUCUGCCCCAGGUCCGCACUGAUGUCGAGCCCAGUGUGCUGGCCUCAGCCACAAGCUUGUUCCCAGACUGGACUUGUGCACAUAGAUCAUACGGGUGUAGAAGCUGGGCCACUUCAGCUCCGGGCUCGUGCUGGUAACAGCAGACUGCCAUAAACAGUGCUCGCUCUAUACCCCCGUAGGCUUUACUGCUCGUGUGUAAGCUGUGUGCUGAGACCCACCUGUCCUCUCUUCGAUGCCACUUAUUUUCCCAAUCCGAGGUCUAAGCUGGAAAAUCGUUUACUUUGGAAUAAAAGCAUAAAGCUUG